Nezara viridula (southern green stink bug) is the source of this 213-nucleotide messenger RNA. The record is from the annotation of a GenBank genome assembly. NCBI's taxonomy places the organism in Eukaryota, Metazoa, Arthropoda, Insecta, Hemiptera, Pentatomidae.
AUGUUAACAGUACAUGGACCUUAUGGAGGAUGGUCACGUGUUAAGGGGGAACCCUACAGUAAGAAGGACAGGAAGAUAAAGGAUGAGCAGCAGCGCGGAAAGUACCGGCCGAGCCCUGGAGUACUGCUUGAACAUGGAGAACAUGAACCUCUCUGCUAUCCGGACGAUAAGAGUCCUCAGGCCUCUCAGGGCCAUCAACAGGAUUCCAAGUAA